Messenger RNA from Dalotia coriaria, 1238 nucleotides. Its product is annotated as venom allergen 5-like. Bases 695 to 1141 code for a protein of 148 amino acids. The transcript has 4 exons. NCBI's taxonomy places the organism in Eukaryota, Metazoa, Arthropoda, Insecta, Coleoptera, Staphylinidae. The record is from RefSeq and is a predicted model, not a curated record. Gene Ontology annotation, cellular component: extracellular region.
CUACUAAACAAAAACGAGUAAUAACGUAAAUUACUAUGACUACUAUGGUAUGAACUCAUGAUCUACGCUCAUACCUAAUCGUAUACCUUAAAGUUUAAAAUUACUUCGUAUUUACGGUUUAUAUAAACACUGAUAACAUAUUGAAGCCCUAUAAAUAAGUACUUAUUUCGAAAUGAAUGUACCACAUUCAAGUUGAAGAUACCAAAUGGAAAUGCUCAUUUAAUUUACAUCAUUAUCUUCGAUUAAUUUCAAUAAUUCUGAAGAUAAGUUAAAAACACGCAUUUCCACUCAUUGGCGCGCUUUUUUUUUAUCUGUGUGCAUGCAUUAUUUUGUUUAAGUACUUUAUUAAAUGGAACAAAUACCCCACUUAUUUGGUAUAAAUACCGAAAGUUUUUGUAACUCUGAAUUAGUAAGGUGUGUAAACGUUGACAUAAGCAAAUAAGAAAUCUCAAAGUCAAAAUGCAGUUCUCUACUCUGUCGGUAGUAUCGGUUUUAUUGUUGAUCAGUAUAAACGCAACAUUUGGUCAGAAGUGUCCUGACGGUGGAGAAAUUUACUGUAAGUAAAGUUGUGUUCUUUUGUCAUCUAUAUUGAAUUAUUGUUAUUGUAAUGUGUUUUUUUUAAAUUUCUUUAGCUUGGGGCAUUGAUGAAACUGGUAAGAAAACAGUUGUAGCUGAGCAUAAUCGCAUACGACAGAUGAUUUUGGAUGGUAAAGUGCCUAAUCAACCACGAGGGAAAAAUAUCAAGUUAAUUGAAGGUUUCGAUUCCAAUUUGAGUAAUGAGGGUAGAAAAGUCUCACAAAUGUGUAAAAUGAAUCAUAUCACUGCAUCUGACAAUCGAUGGAACUGGGUUGGGCAAAACUUAUACAUUAGCUGGAGCUCUGCAAACAACGCUGGGCAAAAUUGGACUGCUGCCGUUGAUAGUUGGUAUAAGGAAAACAAAGAUUUCAUUUACCCGGAUAAAUCAACCGGAGUUACUGGACAUUACACCCAGGUAAUUUGGCACGAUUCUAACACCUUGGGAUGUGAUUUCAUCCAAUUUUAUGACAAAUCAAAACCUCAAUAUCCCUACGCCAAAUUGUACACAUGUAACUAUGGACCUGGGGGCAACUACGUCGGUGAAGCACCUUAUCAAUUGGCUUAGAAAAUAAAAACGAUUUUAUCAUGCAAAGUAUUCUAUAAUAUAUAAAUCACUAUAUAUUCUGUAAUGUACUAUAUAUACUUAUUGUAUAUUGUAUACA